CCGUACUAAUGACCCCUUUUGUUUAAUUGCGAAAACAGAUUCAUGGUAGAUGAAACUCCAAUCAGAGUCCACAAGAAUCUUGAAGAUAAAGGUAUCCCAUUUGCUAAAGACCAAGCAAUGGGAGUAUACAGCUCGAUUUGGAAUGCAGAUGAUUGGGCUACUCAAGGAGGACUUGUCAAAACUGAUUGGAGUCACGCUCCUUUCGUUGCUUCUUACAAAGAAUUCCAAAUCGAUGCUUGUGAGAUUCCGAUGACUUCUGAUCUAAGCAAGUGUAACGGAGACCAGAAGUUUUGGUGGGAUGAGCCAACUGUGUCUGAGCUAAGCCUUCAUCAGAAUCAUCAGCUUAUUUGGGUUCGAGCUAAUCAUAUGAUUUAUGAUUAUUGUUAUGAUGCUACUAGGUUUCCUGUUACUCCUCUUGAGUGCCAACACCAUCGUCAUUUGUAGUUUAGUCUAGUAAGAAAUUUGGAUCAAGAGAACGAACAUGUUGUGGCUCUUUGAUGAUUCUGUUGUUAUGUAUAAAUAAUCAAUUUUCUAUUGAUUUCGAUGAAUCUUUAAUUU
Messenger RNA from Camelina sativa (false flax), 558 nucleotides. The record is from RefSeq and is a predicted model, not a curated record. Lineage: Eukaryota; Viridiplantae; Streptophyta; Magnoliopsida; Brassicales; Brassicaceae.